Necator americanus (New World hookworm) is the source of this 2403-nucleotide messenger RNA. RefSeq lists its product as uncharacterized. The record is from RefSeq and is a predicted model, not a curated record. The transcript is spliced from 21 exons. Bases 1 to 2403 code for a protein of 800 amino acids. NCBI's taxonomy places the organism in Eukaryota, Metazoa, Nematoda, Chromadorea, Rhabditida, Ancylostomatidae.
AUGGCUUCAGUGUUGUCUUCAUUUUUCUCCCGUGACCCGCGAUCACAGUUUGCUUAUGACAUUCCACAAGGAGUUGGUACAUUCUUCAAUGGAUGCUAUUUUGGCGAUAGUUUUAAGAAGGCUGAGCCAGAAGAAUUAGCCACGAUAUUUUGGUCGACUGGACAUGACUCUACACUUAAACUACAGAGUCAAAAAUUGCGAACUAUGCGACAUCCUGAUAUUCUUACUUAUCAGGACAGCAUAGAGAUAGACAGCACUUUCUAUCUGGUGACAGAGAAAUGUAAACCUUUAUCUAUUUAUCUGAAAGAAAUGUCUUUGAAUGAUCAACAAAGAGAGUUUGUCGUAUCAUGGGGACUUUUCAGAGUUAUGAACGCGCUGAAAUUCCUUCACGAAGCUAAUCUUAGUCAUGAGAACGUUCGUCGAUCGAUCUAUGUCACAGUUGGUGGAGAUUGGAAGUUGUCAGGCUUCGAUCGAGUUACCGGUUUUAGUUCGCCUCGCUCAGACUUGAACCAGCUGGCGAUUGUGCUGUGGGAAAUUUUCAACGGAUUCAAGGAGAGCAUAACAAAGCCAGAAUCCCCUGGUUUAAUACCUCAAAGGUUGCAUGAUUUUUACAAGAAAAUAGCCUCACCUGCAGCUGCUCGAACAUCCGUUGCCGAACUCAUACGAGAAUGUAGAUUAUCUGGAGGGUAUUUCAAAAACAAGUUCGUUGACACCUUGCUAUUCCUCGAAGAAUUCCAAUUAAAAGAAUCUAGUGAGAAGCAGCCUUUUUUCAUGCAUUUGCGCGAGAGUCUUGAUAUGUUCCCCGAUGAUAUUGCAAAAUAUAAAAUUUUGCCUAAGAUUAUACAGACUUAUGAAUACGGCGAUGCUGGUCCUAACAUUUUGAUUCCUUUGUUCAAACUUGGGCGAUUAUUAGAUGAAAAUGAAUAUCAGCGAAGAGUUGUUCCAUGCCUGGUUAAGCUUUUUGGAAGCCCGGAUCGGACUACGCGAGUAAAAUUGUUGGAACGUAUUGAUGAGUUUGCUCCUCAUUUAUCCUCUCAAGUUGUAAAUGAAAAAAUAUUUACGAAUCUUGCCUCAGGUUUUCUUGAUACUUCUCCUGCUGUUCGUGAAACCACAGUGAAGGCUAUGGUUUCGCUGGCCGAGAAACUGAAUUUCAAUAAUUUAAACGUGGAGUUAAUGAAGUAUCUAGCUAGGCUCCAAGGUGGAGAUGAGCACGGUGGAAUACGAACAAACACCACGAUUUGUCUAGGCAAAAUUGGUAGUUACCUCGACCCCUCCAAACGACAAGUUAUUCUUCUUAGUGCAUUUACAAGAGGAAUGAAGGAUCCCUUUCCACCUGCGAGGAUGGCCGCAGUUUUAGCCCUGUCAGCCACCCAACAGUUUUAUUCACUUCUGGAGAUUGCCAACCGUGUGUUGCCUGCAUUGUCACCUCUAACCUGUGAUUCGGAGAAACAGGUUCGUGAUCAAGCUUUCAAAGCUAUUAAAGGCUUCAUGGAGAAUCUGGAAAAAGCUAGUGAACAUCCCGAACUGAUUCCAGAAAUUGAAUCACAAGUGAAAGCAGGAGGACGCUCGCUGUUGAGCAGUGAUAAGGUUCCACAGUGGGCUAGCUGGGCGCUGAAGUCGCUCUCUGGAAAGUUUUAUAAAGGGACGCCACCACCGGAGGUGCGGCCAAUUGCGAUUGGGCCAACACCAAAAGUUGGUGAGAACAACGAAAGUGCUGCCACAACAGCAUCUGCUGUGUCUUCGGGAGUUCCAUCAGUUCCUACUCAACCUAAAGAAACUAAUCAGCCGAUAACUACCUCUGACUAUGACGGCUGGGGCGAUCUUUCUGAAUUAGAUUCUGGCUUCACAGAUGAAUGGGCAGACGCUGUGGAAGCACCAACUGCCUCGAAACUAAACGAAGACGACUGGUCGAUUGGUUGGGAAGCUCCUAGAAUACCUGCUCCGCCGAAAGCGAGCUCUAGCGUUACGACAAAGAAGUUGAACUUUGGCGAGAAGAAAACAACAGGAGGACUGAAAUUGUCACAUUCGAAGCCAAAGCCUAACAAUGACAUUGACUCGUUGCUGGGUAUUACUCCAACAGCGUCAGUUACAAGUUUUGACACGAUGUCUCCAACUUUCUCUGAGAAAAGCUCAUCGUCUCCAAAAUCGGAUUGGGAUGCGUUCGGCAACAAUGAUUUUCUUAGCGGCAAUUGGGGCGCAGAAACGAUGUCCUCUAUUGCAAAACCGACGGCUGUCGUAAGCUUAGGAUGUUCCAAGGACAAAGCUUCACGCCGUGCCGAAAUAGCUGCUCGAAACGAAGCACGCCGUAGAGAAAUGGCCGAAAAGAAGACUCAGCGUACAUCAACCAAACCACAGACCACGUCAUCAACGACAAAGACAUUGGACGGGUUUGAGGAUUGGUGA